Molecule: messenger RNA, 2103 nt
Organism: Rubroshorea leprosula
Lineage: Eukaryota; Viridiplantae; Streptophyta; Magnoliopsida; Malvales; Dipterocarpaceae
Source: the annotation of a GenBank genome assembly
AAGACCAACUAAAGUUCAAAUGUAAAAGGUUCAUUGAAAAAUCGUUAUUCUAAUAAAAACAGCCGGCUGCAGUUCCGAAUAUCACCGCCGUUCAUCUUCUUUUUAAUUCCACGUGUCCCUUUCAUCAGAUACAGUUUGCUCCUCCAAUCUUCCUUUUUUUUUUUUCUUCCACUAUAAGUAGCCCACUCAAUCGUCAAAACCUUCCAACCACCGUUCAAAUUCCUCAUCUUCUCGUUGCUGCCGGCCAGUUUCCUCCUUCAUGGGGUUUCAAGCUUCAUACAAGUCCAGUGCGUGGAAAUGGCUGGGCUUCGUAACCGCCGUCUGGGUCCAGGCCAUUUCCGGAAACAACUACACUUUUUCCGACUAUUCCGAUGCCCUCAAGACACUCAUGAACCUUACCCAAGUCCAGCUUAAUAAUUUGUCAGUAGCCAAAGAUGUGGGUAAAGCAUUUGGUCUCCUUGCUGGCCUUGCUUCUGAUCGUUUUCCCCCUUGGGUUCUUCUGAUCAUUGGUUCGAUUGAAGGGAUGAUUGGUUAUGGUGCUCAAUGGCUCGUUGUUAGCGAGACAAUCAAUCCCCUUGCUUAUUGGCAGAUGUGCAUAUUCCUCUGUUUGGGAGGAAACAGCACGACAUGGAUGAAUACUGCCGUUCUAGUGACUUGUAUCCGUAAUUUCCGGCACAACCGUGGCCCUGUCUCUGGAAUUCUGAAGGGUUACGUGGGUCUCAGCACCGCCAUCUUCACCGACCUCUGCGCGGCUCUGUUUUCCAACAGCGCCUCUGAUUUGCUCUUCAUGCUCGCUAUCAUCCCCUUGGCAGUCUGCCUCACUGCGGUGUUCUUCCUCCGUGAAGUGCCUGAUUCUGUCUCCGCCUCUCAAGAGAAGGAAGAGAGCCAUUAUUUCACAGUUUUUAAUUUGGUCGCUGUUAUCGUUGCCCUUUAUCUCCUGGUUUACGAUUUCAUCGACUCUUCGAGUCAAGUGUUUUCCCUUGUGUUCGUGACUAUACUCCUCGUUCUCCUGGCCAGUCCACUGGUAGUUCCCGCAUACGCUUUUAUUAAGAACUGGACAUUGGGUGGGGCUGAAACGGACGUUGAGCGACAGCAACCACUGCUGGAAGAAGAAAGCGCCGCCGAUGAAAAGGAGGAAGUUGCUGACGUGGCAGUUACAAACGAGGCUGAGGGGGAUGUCGUGGUGGCAGAAGAUGCGGCGGCGGUGGUGGUGAAUAGAAAGCCGGUGAUAGGAGAGGACCACACGAUCUUUGAGGCUUUGCGGACCCUUGACUUCUGGAUCUUGUUUGUAUCGUUUUUGUGUGGGGUUGGAACGGGUUUGGCCGUGAUGAACAAUAUGGCGCAGAUUGGGCUGGCCCUUGGAUACUCCGACGUUUCUAUCUUCGUUUCGCUGACGAGCAUCUGGGGUUUCUUCGGCCGAAUUAUUUCCGGUUCCGUCUCCGAGUAUUUUCUCAAGAAAGCAGGAACUCCUAGACCUCUUUGGAAUGCAGCAUCUCAGAUCGUCAUGGCUGUUGGCUUCAUUGUCAUGGCAUUAGCAGUGCCGGGUUCACUAUACAUUGGUUCAAUUGUUGUUGGAAUCUGCUAUGGAUUCCGCCUUGCGGUCACAGUCCCAACUGCCUCAGAACUGUUUGGUCUCAAAUACUAUGGUCUGAUGUACAACAUUCUAGUCCUCAACCUUCCCCUUGGCUCCUUCCUCUUCUCUGGCCUGCUUGCUGGCUACCUAUAUGAUGCUGAGGCUACUCCAACAGCCGGAGGUGGGGACACCUGUGUUGGAGCUCAUUGCUACAGGCUAGUUUUCAUCAUAAUGACUGUCGCCUGUGCUGUUGGAUUUGGCUUGGAUAUUCUUCUGGCAAUUAGAACCAAGAACUUUUAUAUCAAGAUAUUCAACAACAGGAAAUCAAAAAAAUCAGCAACCAUAACACCAAGUAGAGAAUCAUAGAACAUUUAUGUAACAACAGGUCAGAAACAGAAGGAAUUCUACGUUAUCAUUUCUUAACUGAAACCUCCUAAAUACCUGGAAGAUUGUUCUGGUCUAUAAGAUGAUCACAUUUGUAACAGUGUUUGCUCAGAUUAUUAUGUCAGAAAUAGAUGACUUCGGGUUUG